AUGGGUGCGAAGUUCAGAAAAUCCCCAGACCUCACAAAGUAUGCAGCUUAUGAGCAAAAGCACCAGAUCACCAGGGACCACACUAGAUCACCAGGGACCACACCAGAUCACCAGGGACCAAACCAGAUCACAAGGGACCACACCAGAUCACCUCGGACCACACCAGAUUACCACGAACCACACCAGAUCACCAGGUCACCAGGGACCACACCAGAUCACCACGGACAACACCAGAUCACCACGGACCAUACCAGAUCACCACGGACCACACCAGAUCACCACGGACCACACCAGAUUACCACGGACCACACCAGAUCACCACGGACCACACCAGAUCACCAGGUCACCAGGGACCACACCAGAUCACCAGGGACCACACCAGAUCACAAGGGACCACACCAGAUCACCAGGGACCAUACCAGAUCACAAGGGACCACACCAGAUCACCUCGGACCACACCAGAUUACCACGGACCACACCAGAUCACCACGGACCACACCAGAUCACCAAGUCACCAGGGACCACACCAGAUCACCACGGACAACACCAGAUUACCACGGACCACACCAGAUCACCAGGUCACCAGGGACCACACCAGAUCACCAGGUCACCAGGGACCACACCAGAUCACCAGGGACCACACCAGAUCACCAGGGACCACACCAGAUCAGCAGGUCACCAGGGACCACACCAGAUCACAAGGGACCACACCAGAUCAGCAGGUCACAAGGGACCACACCAGAUCAGAAGGGACCCGACCAAUCUCCAGGGACCACACCAGGUCACCAGGGACCACACCAGAUCACCAGGGACCUGACCAAUCACCAGGGGCCACACCAAUCACCAGGAACCACACCAGAUCUCCAGGUACCACACCAGAUCACCAGGGACCGUGCUUGUUAA
Haliotis rubra (blacklip abalone) is the source of this 903-nucleotide messenger RNA. RefSeq names its product mucin-1-like. Lineage: Eukaryota; Metazoa; Mollusca; Gastropoda; Lepetellida; Haliotidae. The transcript is spliced from 3 exons. The record is from RefSeq and is a predicted model, not a curated record. Bases 1 to 903 code for a protein of 300 amino acids.